This is a messenger RNA of Tilletiopsis washingtonensis, 1211 nucleotides long. RefSeq lists its product as hypothetical. The coding region runs from base 355 to 1170 and encodes 271 amino acids. Gene Ontology annotation, biological process: protein N-linked glycosylation. The record is from RefSeq and is a predicted model, not a curated record. Gene Ontology annotation, cellular component: Golgi membrane. Gene Ontology annotation, molecular function: glycosyltransferase activity. NCBI's taxonomy places the organism in Eukaryota, Fungi, Basidiomycota, Exobasidiomycetes, Entylomatales. The transcript has 6 exons.
CUGCAGAACCCGCGGCGGUAUCUCGUGCCCUUGCUAUACGUCUUGCUCGGCGUCGGCCUCACGUGCAUCUGGCAGGCCGAGACGACGUCCGUCAUCCUCAGCAACCUCAAGCACGGCGUCUUCUCGGCGUCGCCGCCACCCGUGCCCGAGGUGGAGCCGCCGGUGCUGCCCGACUCGCUCGACCAGGUCAUCGUGCGCAAGCGCGGCGCCAAGAUUGGCUACGUCACGCUCAAGUUCGGCAGCGGCUCGCGUCACAGCGACCCACUGCCGCCGCCGCCGGUGGCGCUGGACGCUGACGGCAAGGCCAUCAACAUCACCGUGCCCUACAACCCCUACGACCUCUCCAUCGACCUGAUGCAGAACUAUGCACGUCGAUGGGGUUACCCAUUCUGGCUCGUGCGCGAGGAGGUGCUCCGCGGCCCGCAAGGCGGCGGACAGACCGGCAUGUGGUCGAAGCCCGCUGCCCUCCUCUCCCUUGUCACCGACGAGCUCCGCAAGCCCAAGGCGGACCGCCUCGAGUGGAUUUUGUACUCGGACGCCGACUUUGUCGUGACGAACCCCAACGUUCCUCUCGAGAUGUUCCUGCCGCCCGACACCGAGUUCGGCCGGACGCAAUCGUUCCUCAUGGCGCGUGACCAGUGGGGCCCCAUCAACGCCGGCGUGCUGCUCGUGCGCGUUGCGCCGCAGAGCAUCAAGAUCCUCUCGACGAUCAUCGCCGCUCCGAUCUACGAGCCGCAGCACUCGUGGUGGAACGGCGAGCAGACGGCGCUGGGCAUGGCGGGCUCCAACAACGAGCUUACCGACAGCAUCGCCAUCGUGCCGCCGCAUUGGUUCAAUGCGGACAUGUUCGGCACGUUCCAGCCGAACCACCAGUUCAAGACGAAGAUCUGGUACCCGGGAGACUUUGCCUGCCACCUGAUGAGCGCCGACAAGACGGGAUGGGAUGCGCUGCUGAACGCCGUGUACCCGGCCAACAACAUCAGCCGCGCCGUCGCGGGCGCGGUGCGCGUGCCGGCACCCGAGAUCGCCGGCGCGCGCCUCGACGUGCCGCUCAACGAGACGCGCUACAUGACGGGCAACGAUACGGUGGCCAUGUGGUGGGAUUCGUGGGCGGCCAUGAACGCCACGGAGCGGCGCACCUACGUCGCCGACUCGAGCCGUCAGAACUAGAUUGCCCGGCCGCAAGCGCGCGCCGCCUCUCGCAAGCUCUG